Molecule: messenger RNA, 2180 nt
Organism: Diprion similis
Lineage: Eukaryota; Metazoa; Arthropoda; Insecta; Hymenoptera; Diprionidae
Gene: Dbp73D
Product: probable ATP-dependent RNA helicase Dbp73D
Exons: 6
Coding region: 99-2006 (635 amino acids)
Cellular component (GO): nucleus
Molecular function (GO): ATP binding; nucleic acid binding
Source: RefSeq, a predicted model, not a curated record
AAAGUUCAGAUUAGGUUAAGUUUCAUUGAAGGGGUUACCAAGCGCGAUUCUGAAAUUUACCUUUCAUAACAGUACGUGAAUUCAGCGGUGACAUAAAUAUGAGUCUCUUUGUUGUAAACAGGUAUCAGGGUAACGAUGAUAAUGUAACAGAUUCAACGAAUACAGAAGACCACUACACAACUUUGUUGAAGAAAAUUGAGGAGCGCAAAAAGCGCAAGAGUGCAACACAAGAAAACAAAGUUAAUCAAAAUGGAGUUCACGGCUCUGAGGUUACGGUUGCGAAGAAGAAGCGUAAGAAACAAAAGACCUUGGCUACUAAAGAAAACGAAGCAGAAUGCAAAGACACAGCUACUCCUGAAACAAUCACACCGUCUAAACAUUUCACUGCUACAGAAGUCAACGACCUUGCAGCUAGUGAACGGCAUGAAAGCUUGACAGAAACCACAGGUUCUACGCAAAAGGCAACUGCAAAGAAACCUGAUUAUCUUAUUCUCGGAUCUGAUUCUCACAAGAAGAAACCAGUUAUUAAACGUGUCUUACCUGAAUGGUUGUCAAAACCAGAACUAAUUUCUGCCGAUGUAAAUAGCGGCCCUAGUUUAUCUGACUUCGAAUCGAUCUUAGAUUCUGAUAUAAUAGAUGUUCUUAAGAAAAGCGGAGCAACAAAACUUUUUCCAGUUCAAGCAAACAUCAUACCAUGGUUACUGGAAUGCGAUAGGCAUAGAAAAGUGGGCUGGUGGCCACGAGAUGUUUGCAUUUCAGCACCUACGGGAAGUGGAAAAACACUUGCAUAUGUUUUACCAAUUAUUCAACUGCUAAAGGAUCGAUUAGUAAGAAAAGUCCGUUGUCUUGUCGUACUUCCAGUCCAGGAGCUAGCUGCACAGGUCUUUAAAGUGAUGAAAACAUAUUCAGAGCAUACAAAUUUGCGGGUAACAUUGCUCUCAAGUGCUGCUACUUUUCAGCAAGAACAGGAAAAACUUGUCAAACAAGACGGAUCUGGAAACUACAUCAGCAAGGUAGAUAUCAUUGUAACAACACCUGGUCGCCUGAUAGAUCACAUUGAAAGAACCAAAGGAUUUUCACUAUCUUCACUGCGAUAUCUUGUCAUCGACGAAGCUGAUAGAGCCACGGAUUGGCUGCAGCAUCUUCCGGCUCCACAUUACGGAUCAGCCACUCUUAAUAUAUCCAACAUUGACUCAAAGAAUCGACCUACUCAGAAGCUAUUGUUUAGCGCGACGUUAUCUCAGGACCCCGAGAAGCUGAGUAGACUUGGUUUAUUUCAACCCAAGUUAUUCACAUCCGUUCUACCAGAAGACAAAGAUAUAGAUUUAAAUUUGGACAAAGCUACCGGAGAUUUUGUUGGGCGUUACACUAGUCCGGACGAACUAGUCGAGAAAGCUGUAGAGUGCGAGACUUUGAACAAGCCACUUGCUCUUUUCCAACUAUUAACUGGAAGCGACGAAGUGCAAAGAACGCUGGUGUUUACAAACUCCGGAAAUACAGCGCAUAGAUUGGCCUUGCUAAUCAGUUUACUGGGUAAAAAGAGAGGAUUAACUGUGGCGGAAAUGUCUGCACGUUUGGAUUACAAAAAACGAGAAAGUGUGUUGUCGAAAUUCGCACAAGGAGAUAUUCAAGUGUUGGUUAGCUCGGAUGCUUUAGCCCGUGGAAUGGAUAUCUCGGGUGUAAAUCUAGUCGUUUCCUACGACUUGCCAAAACACAUCAAAGGUUACAUUCACAGAUCAGGUCGAACAGGUCGAGCUGGUACUCCGGGUACAGCGGUGUCUAUUCUAACACCCGCACAGAUCGCAGCUUUCACUAAAAUGUUGACCAGUGCUCGAAAAACUGUACCUGUUAUUGAGAAAAUGGAUGUUGACUCGUUUUCCGAAUCCCCUGAUUACGAGGAGCAUAUAGAAAAGCUGAGAGAAAUGUUGGAGGAGGAGCAAACCAACGACUUGAAUCAUAUAAAGUCUGUUAAAAGAAGGCAUAAACGGAUACAUAAGAAGCCAUAAGUUCAACUACUGCCUUCUGCUUACAGUAAAAUAUGGAAAACCACUUUUCUAGACACUUUCUGUAAUGUAAAUAACGUGUCGGGUAAUUCUAUCACGUACGAUACCGAAAAACAAUAUUUAUGUCCACUGAACUACGUUACGUGAAAAAUGCAGUGAAGGAUUUAACAUCGAUAA